Dictyostelium discoideum AX4 is the source of this 1608-nucleotide messenger RNA. RefSeq lists its product as hypothetical. The transcript is spliced from 5 exons. The record is from RefSeq and is a predicted model, not a curated record. The coding region runs from base 1 to 1608 and encodes 535 amino acids. Lineage: Eukaryota; Evosea; Eumycetozoa; Dictyosteliales; Dictyosteliaceae.
AUGAUGGCAAUAAAUUUUAAGAUUAUAAGAAAUAAAAUAGUGUAUUCUCCUAUUAUUGGUUAUUUUAAGUUGGAAAUGGACAAAAAUUUUAAUUUCACAGAAAAAAAUCUUAAAGAUUUACAACAAACAUUUCAAGAUCCUAAUAUUUUAUCAACUCUUUUAGAAUACUAUGAUGUAGUUGAAAAAUUAAAUGAAUCUGAACAAAACAGUACAAAAACCACCAAAGUUAUAACAACACCAACAGAUACAAAUAAAAAUACGAAUAACGAAACUCAACCACAACCACAACCACCACCACAACCAAAAGAAAAAGAAAAAGAAAAAGAAAAAGAAAGUGUAAAUAAAAUUAAAACUAAAAAAGUUAAAAGUAUAAGUGGAUUUUGUUUUAAAACACAUAGUGAUAAGAAUGAUAGAGUUUAUGUUAUGUGUUCACAUUAUCCAACGAUUGGUAUGGCAUCAAUGACAGAGGAUAAAGGAUGGAUAAUACCUUAUAGUUUAUUUGAAGUUGAAAAGCAGCAACAUACAUUCACAAGUCCAUUCUAUAAAGUUUAUCAUAUUAUAUUUGGUACUGAUACUUACAAUGAAUCGACUAAACAAGUUUCAUUAAAUAGAUUACUAAUUCAAACUUCAAUGCAAGCAAUUUAUCAAAAGUAUAAAGAAUCAUUAAACAUUGCUGCAAUUAAAAUAUCAAAAAAACAAUUUCCAAAAGAAUUUCAUGUUACAAUUGUAGAUGAACCAAUUGAAAAUAGUAAUAUUAAAUAUCAAGAACCACCACCAAAUGAACAAUUAUUAGAAGAUGGUUCAGGUUACUAUAGACCAGUUUUCACAAUUCAAAAUAUUGGUAUUGAUAAUAAAAUUUUAGAAAAUCCAAUUAUAAUUCCAAAAUUUAUUGAAUUUAAUAUUAAUUUAAAAAGAUUAGAUAAUAUAAAUGAAUUAAUUUUAGAAAUUGAAGAUAAUGAAAAAUUAAUAGUUAGAGAAGAUAAUGUUAAAUAUAAUUUGGAAGUACUUUUAAAACAUCAUGUUGAAGAUGAACCAAUUGCAAAAUUUAAUAAAGUUAAAAAAAAUUUAAAUUUAAAAUUAAAGGUAAUAGAUGAUGAUAAUCAUAGUCAUCAUCACCAUGAUCAUAAUAAUAAUAAUAAUAAUAAUAAUAAUAAUAAUAAUAAUAAUAAUAAUAAUAAUAAUAAUAAUAAUAAUCAAAAUGAAAAUAAUAAAGAUUCAUCAUCAUCAAUUAUAAAAGAAUUAGAUAAACUUGGAUUUGGAUCAUCAUCAAUUACAGAACCAAGAAAUGAUUUACCAUCAUUAACAUUUAUACCUCAAACUAUUAAAUAUCAUACAAAUUCAUCCUCAAUACCUCAAUAUAUAAUUAAACAAAAUAAUGAUUCAAUUAAUUUCAUAAUUUAUGAAAAUCAAAAUAAUAUAAAAAAAGAUUCAAUUUUAUUAAAAAAUAAUUCAAUAACUUAUAUAAUUAAUAAUGAAGAAAUCAAAAAAAUCACAAUACCAAUUACAAAUGAAAUUUCAUAUGAAAAUUAUGGAAUAUUAAUUUCGGAAAAUAGUUUCAUUGUCGAAUUAAAAAAAAAUCAUUCCGGUGUUUGGUACAAGUUUAUUUGA